Molecule: messenger RNA, 537 nt
Organism: Cryptomeria japonica (Japanese cedar)
Lineage: Eukaryota; Viridiplantae; Streptophyta; Pinopsida; Cupressales; Cupressaceae
Product: histidine-containing phosphotransfer protein 5-like
Exons: 6
Coding region: 1-537 (178 amino acids)
Biological process (GO): phosphorelay signal transduction system; cytokinin-activated signaling pathway; phosphorylation
Cellular component (GO): cytoplasm; nucleus
Molecular function (GO): histidine phosphotransfer kinase activity; protein histidine kinase binding
Source: RefSeq, a predicted model, not a curated record
AUGGCUACUGUUGAGUUGCAGCAGCAGUAUAAUAACGUUAUCAACUCUCUUUAUGAGGAGGUUGAAAUUUUUGGAUUUGUGGAUGAGCAAUUUAGUGAGCUGAUGGAGAAUGAAGGCAAUCCUGGUUUUGUGAGAGAAUGCCUUUCUUCGAUUUCUGAUGACAUACGCACCGCACUGAAUGGCAUACGCACCACACUGAACAAUGAACCGGUGGAUGACGGAAAACUGGAUAGAUGUUUAUUUGGUUUGUACUAUAGCAGCUCAAGGAUGGGGGCAAAGAGAGUCAAAAACAUAUACGUCACAUUUUGUGGGUUCUGUGUAGAGAAAAAGAGAGACGAGUGCUUACAGUGUCUGCAACAAGUGAAACAAGAGUUUAAUCUUUUCAAAGACAAGGUCGAGGAACUGCUUCAGAUUGAGAAUCAAAUCCUGCUAGCAGGUGGGACGAUUUCAACACGGUAUCGGCAUAAGCUACAUAGGGGAAAAAGAAGCAGCAGCAGCAGCAUGAAAGAGGAGUUACAGUUUGACAUGCAACUUUAA